This is a messenger RNA of Exophiala xenobiotica, 2100 nucleotides long. RefSeq lists its product as uncharacterized. NCBI's taxonomy places the organism in Eukaryota, Fungi, Ascomycota, Eurotiomycetes, Chaetothyriales, Herpotrichiellaceae. Gene Ontology annotation, molecular function: aldehyde dehydrogenase (NAD+) activity. Gene Ontology annotation, biological process: aldehyde metabolic process. The record is from RefSeq and is a predicted model, not a curated record. The coding region runs from base 401 to 2035 and encodes 544 amino acids. The transcript is spliced from 2 exons. Gene Ontology annotation, cellular component: cytoplasm.
CGCUUUGGUCUAGCAUAUGAACGUCGUUGGGCCUUGCAUCGCACAAAAUAUGCCUGCUAGUACUCCGUAGACUUACUGCAACGCUAGCCAGCUUUUGUAGUCGAUACCGUGCCUUCUGUACCGCAAAGAAAGCGGACCGAGCACGACCGAGGCACGAAUAUUAAACAGCAGAUCAAGGUCUCUCAAUAAUUGGUGAAGAUCCCUGUCGGACAGAAGUAAGACCACCAGACAACAACAUAAGCGAGAACAACUCCUCUUUUCAUCUCGCGGUCCUCAAGUUCAAGCUCAUGCUCGUAAUCCCCUCUCGCCCUGUUCUCUCUGUUCAAAAUCCGAAUACUGUCGCCCCGACCACGCUCAGGAGAGCGCAAAUCCACCUCCGAUUGCCCCGUCGACGAACGAGAUGGCCGAGUCAAUGAAGUUGCCGGAAUUCAAGUCCACGCCGGUCGACGAGAUCCCCGAGAUCGUAUCUCGCCUGCGCAAGACCUUUUUCUCCCAGAAAACUCGACCUGCGGAAUUCCGAAUCAAACAACUGCGCAAGCUCUAUUGGGCAAUUGACGAUCACAAGGAAGAGCUGGUAGAAGCAUGUCGACGUGAUCUAAAUAAGGGCUAUUUCGAGGCAAUGGUUGGAGAGGUUAACUGGGUGCAAAACGACAUUGUGUUCCAGACCCAGAACCUGGAGAAAUGGAUGAGAGAUGAGAAGCCUGCAGACAUCGCCUGGACCAACAGGCUCGUUAGCCCCAGAAUACGGAAAGAUCCUCUCGGCGUGGUUCUAGUCAUCGGUGCCUUCAAUUUCCCCGUCAAUCUAUCCUUUGGUCCUAUGGUUGGUGCUAUUUCAGGAGGAAAUACUGUGGUGCUGAAGCCCUCUGAGAAUGCUCCUCAUUCCGCUGCAGUCAUGCAAAAGAUUGUGGAGGAAGCUUUAGAUCCAGACUGCUAUGUCUGUGUUCAGGGUGCCAUUCCCGAGACUUCAGCCCUCCUGGAGCAGAAGUGGGACAAGAUCUUCUUCACUGGCUCGUCCAGGACUGCAAAAAUCAUUGCUCAAGCAGCUGCAAAGAACCUAACCCCGGUCGCUCUGGAACUCGGAGGUAAAAACCCAGCCUUCGUAACCAAGAAAGCAGAUGUGCGUCUGGCAGCCCGACGGUUAUUGUGGGCGAAGACAAUGAACGCUGGCCAAGUGUGCAUCAGCCAGAACUACAUCUUGGUUGACAAAGAGGUUCUACCGUCUCUGAUUGAGGAAAUGAAGGUCGCCAUGAAAGAGUUCUUCCCUGACGGUGCGAAGAAGAGCAAAGAUUACUCACGAAUCGUCAACACGGCCCAGUUCAAUCGCAUGAAGAAGAUGCUAGACAACACCUCUGGCAAGAUAGUCAUUGGCGGAACCAUGGACGCCGAGGAACUUUUUAUUGAGCCUACUGUUGUCCAAGUCACCGAUCCUAAGGACUCUUUGAUUGUAGAGGAGUCGUUUGGGCCGCUCAUUCCUAUCUUGCCAGUGGAAAACUUGGACGAGGCCAUCCACAUUGCCAAUGAGACUCAUGAAACGCCGUUGGGUGUCUACGCAUUUGGAUCGAAGGAGGAGACCAAUAAAGUCCUCGCCAGCACUCGCUCAGGAGGUGCCAGUAUCAACGACGGCUUUUUCCACGGCAUCAUCCCCAACCUUGCAUUCGGCGGUGUGGGAGAUUCGGGUACGGGAGCUUACCGUGGUAAGGCGUCGUUUGACUGCUUCACCCACCAGCGCUCGAUCACGACCACACCAGGCUGGAUGGAGAAGCUUCUGGCCGUGAGGUAUCCACCCUUCUACGGUACCGACAAGCUGAAGCAAUUCAACAAAAUGGGAUUCCUGAAGCCAGAUUUCGAUCGGAACGGAAACAAGAAGGUGGGAUGGCUAUGGUGGCUGCUCACGUUGGGUACUGCCAGCGCAUCAAAAGGUGCGUCCAGAGCUGCAUUGGUAGCUGGAAUCUAUCUCGCAGUUAUCAUGCUGAUGCAGCGCAGGACACUGAAGAGCAGUCCUACAGAAUGGCUUAUUAUACAGUUCAGGUCUUGAUAACCUUAGCAAGCGAACAAGGAAUUCUUAUAUACCUACAUACCUAAUCAUAUGUUCUCCUCGUG